GCAACAGCCUAGGAGUGCCGGCCGGCAGGACGCCUGUACUGUCGACGGGCUGUCCGGAGUUCAGGAGGCAUUCAGGCACAAUGGAGGAUAAACGCAACAUCCCAAUCAUUGAGUGGGAGCAUCUGGACAAGAAGAAGUUCUACGUCUUUGGUUUGGCAAUGACAAUGAUUAUCCGAAUCAGUGUCUAUCCCUUCACCCUCAUCCGCACUCGACUUCAGGUACAGAAGGGCAAGAGCCAUUAUCAAGGAACUUUUGAUGCCUUUGUCAAGAUUCUGCGGACAGAUGGGGUGUUGGGCUUCUAUCGGGGUUUCAUGGUCAACACACUCACUCUGGUCUCUGGCCAAUGUUAUGUUACUACCUAUGAGCUCACCCGAAGGUUUGUGUCGAAGUACAGCCAGAACAACACUGUGAAGUCCCUAGUGGCUGGUAGCUCAGCUUCACUGGUGGCCCAGAGUAUAACAGUGCCCAUUGAUGUGGUCUCCCAGCACCUGAUGAUGCAACGCAAGGGUGAGAGCAUGGGCCGAUUCAUGGUGUCUCAGCGUUCAGAUGGCCGGGGUAUACUGGCUUUUGGCCAAACCAGGUAUAUCAUUCAGAAGAUCCUGCAAGUCGAUGGAAUCCGGGGCUUCUACCGAGGUUAUGUGGCUUCUCUGCUCACCUACAUACCCAACAGUGCUUUAUGGUGGCCCUUCUACCACUUUUAUGCAGAGCAGCUCUCCCACAUCUGUCCUAAAGACUGCCCCCACAUAAUCUUCCAAGCCAUUUCUGGGCCCCUCGCUGCUGCUACUGCCUGUGUCAUCACCAACCCAAUGGACAUCGUCCGAGCCAGGGUACAGGUGGAGGGCAAGAGCUCAAUCAUAUUGACCUUCAAGCAGCUAUUGGCAGAGGAGGGGCCCUGGGGCUUCAUGAAGGGUCUCUCUGCCAGGAUUAUUUCAGCCACACCCUCCACCAUUUUCAUAGUGAUUGGCUAUGAGAGUCUCAAGAAGUUCAGCCUUCGGCCAGAACUAGUAGACUCUACUCACUAGAAAUAGGUGAUAGGGAGAAGAGCCUGCCAUGCCUCGAAGAGAGGGACAGAGAGAAAAGAGACAAUACCCUCCCCUGACCAUGCACACAGUUCUCAGCUGUACUAGCUGCCUGGAAAGGGGACAACAAACUGCCCUCAUUGAAUAGGCUUUGAGCUUGGAUCCCUAGCUUAUCCUGUUUUUAACUCUCUGGCUAAACUGAGCCCCCUUAUCCAGGCUUCCUUUUUCAACCCUUAACCAAUCCCUUUUUUAAAAGGGAUGAGUAAAGGAACCUUUCUCAGCUUCCCUCCAUCAUCAUCCUUAGGAUGUACAUAAUUUACUUUUCACUCUUCUUUCCCCUUUGACUGCUUUUCCAGCCUUCAAGGGACCAUGCCCUGGCUUCCUAUCUUAAGUCAGCUGAUUCUUAAUUCUUUUAGGAUGGAGCUGCCAAGAAAAUUGUAAUGUCUUUCCCUCACCAUGGAGGGAGCAGCAGAGAACCUCUGGUUGUCUGGAAAAUUCUUCCCUCUUUGGGGAAGUUGAUAGUUUGGGAUGAGGGAAUGGGAAGAAAUUCUAUGGAUUCAAUAUGUUUGUUUAAAAUUUGUGAACCAGCCUAUUGUCUUAAGUCCUGCUAGAACAUCAUUCCUGCAACUGGACCCCAUAGCAGUUAGAAUAUGUACCUUUUACCCCACCCCUUAUUCCUUAUAGCCCCUCAUAUUCCCUUAGUCUAGUUCCCAGUGGGCUUUAGACAGCACCUUUGACUACUGGUUCCCCACCCCAUCCCCCCAAACAUUUUCAGUAGUAGGCAUGAUGCCUGCAAAACUGAUGCUGGCUAAGUAGAGCAGGCCUAAAGUAGCACUCAAAACAGUUAGAUUGAUCAUGUCGAGGGUUUGAAAAAAGAGAGGAGGAAGAAUACUAAUAAAAAGGAGGGGAAAGCCUGUCAUGACAGGUCAUCUUCAGCUCUGGACACUUCCAGCCAUUGAUACAUUUCUUUCAGCAAUGACAGCAGAUACCAUCUAUCCCCUAAUGAGCACCUCAGCUGAAGAAUAGUAAUCUUUAUAGGGUGUUGAUAUCAGUUCACACCCAGAGGUAUUGGAAAUUACCUGAGGCACUAAACCUAGAAGUAUGGUGAUGGUGGGGAGCAGCCCCAUAAACCCAACUACCCAAGAACCAGUUCUUAGAAGGGGGAAGGGUUCCUCUCCAUUCACAGCUACUGACAUUUUACCAGCAUGAUACUGCCAAAAUUUCCUGUUGAAGCCCUCCAAAACCCUGGGAAAUUGAACCGUCAUUCCUCACUGCAACUCACAGAGUAAAUCAGUUAGUCAACCUUGCUAAUUUUCUGGUGGGGCUACUGAGUUGGUUCCUGGCAUAGGUGCCUUGGGUAGGACCUCUUCUCCCCAUCCCUAGGAAAGGCUAGGUGCCUUUCCAUUGAAAGGUGCUAGCUUCCCAAAUAAACUUGAUAUUUCUUGUCCUCUAUACCCCUACCCUGCCCCCAGGUAUUUUGGAAAUAACCUCUAUAUUUUACUUUCUCUGUAUCACCUCUGAUUUCCAUAUGCAUAUUUGUGUCUUUAAAUCUGUCUUCUUUUAGUCUCUCAUUUUCCCUUCUUCUCAGGUCCUUUUCCCCAUCUCUCAAUGGAAUCUGCUUCAUUCUCUUUACCAUCAGUAUAAAACCCUGGCUUCUCUUGGUUCCAGGCCUCUGUCCUGCAAGACUUUAAUUUCAGGUACCCUCCUCUAUUGUAGGGAUUGAGUAGAAGUACUGUAGGAAUUUAGAGGUGAUUGCACUCCCCUUCAAUACCUCCCCAGUGAUGACUCUUCUGCUUACCUAGACCCCUUGUGUCUUGCUAUUUUCUAGUACGCGUAACCUCAUCUUGCUCCACAACUGUUGCUCCUGACUUUUAAGGUAUAAGGUAGUGUCUUAAAAGGGACUUAGACCCACUCAUAGAUUUUAUUUGUAGCUUAGGGAUUGGGUAGUGACCCCCUCCCCCCCAAACCCUGAGUCCAGCAGUGGCAGGAGAGAAGAGGGCUAUUGGAAUAUUAAAUAUUAAAUCCAUUAGGAAAAAAAUAAAUUGGGGCAGGCUGGAGUGUCUGUGUUAAUCUGUCAGAGCUAAAGUUCUCGAGGGAGGGAAGCAGGAAACCACGUGGUUUGGUUGUGAAGGCUUGGGCAGAGAAGAUGCAGAAACGCACGGACUGUUCUUUGACCAUUUAUACUAAGUGACACAUUGUGAUUAUUCAAACAGGUUUCACUGUUGCACUGUAAUUAAGUCUUUGACGUAGAAUUAAAAAUUUUUAUUGUUUGA
Messenger RNA from Gracilinanus agilis (Agile Gracile Mouse Opossum), 3292 nucleotides. It is a transcript of the gene SLC25A44, whose product is annotated as solute carrier family 25 member 44. The record is from RefSeq and is a predicted model, not a curated record. Gene Ontology annotation, molecular function: branched-chain amino acid transmembrane transporter activity. Bases 81 to 1022 code for a protein of 313 amino acids. Lineage: Eukaryota; Metazoa; Chordata; Mammalia; Didelphimorphia; Didelphidae. Gene Ontology annotation, cellular component: mitochondrion. Gene Ontology annotation, biological process: branched-chain amino acid catabolic process. The transcript has 4 exons.